Molecule: messenger RNA, 1445 nt
Organism: Spinacia oleracea (spinach)
Lineage: Eukaryota; Viridiplantae; Streptophyta; Magnoliopsida; Caryophyllales; Amaranthaceae
Product: fe(2+) transport protein 1-like
Exons: 3
Coding region: 68-1237 (389 amino acids)
Biological process (GO): zinc ion transmembrane transport
Cellular component (GO): plasma membrane
Molecular function (GO): zinc ion transmembrane transporter activity
Source: RefSeq, a predicted model, not a curated record
AUAACCAAUCAAAACACUUUAUUAGUAAAACACACAAGUAAUACAUAAUUAAAGAGAGCAUCAAACCAUGGCUAGAGCUAUGACUAGCAAGAGAAUGAGAGUACUCCAAACCCUCUCGAUUUCGAUCGCUCUCUUCGCGAUCCUCCUCCACGCGCCCUCGGUCCGGGGGCAGGACGCCUCGGCGUGCGAGGCAGCCGCUAGUGGAGGAUGUUACGACAAGGAGAAGUCCUUAAAGCUAAAAGUCAUAGGAAUAUUUACCAUAUUAGUAGCUAGCAUGAUAGGAAUAGGUUUACCCUUGUUUUCAACUGCUUUUCCUGCUUUACACCCGGAUCGAAACGCCGCCGUUAUAGUAAAAAUCCUAGCCGCAGGGGUAAUUUUGUCCACGGGGUUCAUGCACGUGCUCCCGGAUUCUUGGAACAAUUUAACCUCACCAUGUUUGCCUGAGAAUCCUUGGAGGAUUUACCCUUGGUCAACUUUUAUUGCUAUGGUUACGACGGUGUUGACCAUGAUGAUGGACACGGUUGCCACCGCGUACUUUAAGAAGAAGGGGUUGAAGAGAAUGCACGCCCAUUGCGGUGGUGGUGGUGGUGGUGGUGGUAACAAUGAUACAGGUGGUGGUGUCAUUGGUGGCGGUGUUGGGGCUAUACAUGAUAUGCAGAGUCCUAGAGAAAGUGAUAUGGAAAUGGUGGAUCAAAGUCAUAAUAAUAGCAACAAAGAUGAACUAGGUGUGGCUAAACAUGAAAAGGAGACUCAACUCUUGAGAUAUCGAAUAGUGGCUCAGGUAUUGGAGUUGGGAAUAGUAGUGCACUCGGUAGUGAUAGGGUUGUCAAUGGGUGUUUCUAACAAUCCAUGUACAAUAAGACCACUUGUUGCUGCCAUGUGCUUCCAUCAGCUUUUUGAAGGCAUGGGUCUUGGCGGUUGCAUCUUACAGGCCGAUUAUGGGUACAAGAUGAAGGCAACAAUGGUAGCCUUCUUUUCAGUAACAACACCAUUUGGGAUAGCUCUUGGGAUUGGAAUGCUAAGUUUCUAUAAUGAGAAUAGCCCAUCUGCUUUAAUUGUUGUUGGAGUGCUAAAUGCUACUUCAUCUGGCCUACUAAUUUACAUGGCUUUAGUGGACUUAUUAGCAUGUGAUUUUAUGGGACCUAAACUUCAAGGAAAUAUCAAGCUUCAAUUGGUUUGCUAUUUUGCUUGUUUCAUAGGCAUGGGAAUCAUGUCACUCAUGGCCAAAUGGGCAUAAUCCACAACAUAAGGAAAAUGCUACUUCGAUCCCCAAAAAUUUGUUAUCUAGCUGGUACAUUAAAUAUAUGGUUAUCUAGUGAGUAACAUACUUACUGUGUAACUUAACUUGAGUAUUUUCAAGAUGCAAGCAUCUACAUUAGCAAGCAGCAGGGGUGUAAAACGUUUUUUUUGGGGGAAGUGCGAGCAAAAUAAUUAUAUAUUCCUAA